AUGGCCCUGGGCAUCGUCACCACAAUUGCGCUGUCUGCCUUAGUAGCGGCCGAGGUGGCUUCGGCGGCCGUGACCUUUGCCGUGCCCAGUCAGGCACUCACGGGUGGUCUCAAAUACGCACCGCUUGACCCGGCGCCUGUGGGAAUCUCAUUUGAAUUCUUUGCUUACCCAUCAUACUUUACCAAUGUCACGGCCACGAACCAAUGCCUCGCCAACUUCCAGGCACUCACCGGCACGUGGCCUCCGAUCCGGAUUGGCGGCACCACUCAAGAUCGUGCCCUGUACGACUCGACAACGUCCGCCUAUGUUGUGUACACGGUUGCGAGCGCGGCCGAUGCUCCCGCGUCGCUGACCUUUGGCUCCAGCUUCAUGACCCUGGCCAACACUUACAAGGGAAGCGUUGUCCUUGGCCUGAACCGGGGCAAGAACAACAUUGACAAUACCAUAGCAGCAGCGAAAAUUGCAGUAUCUGCUAUGGGCAACCUGCUGGCCAUUGAGCUGGGCAACGAACCGGAAUACUAUACCAAUGACGGCCAGCCUAUCGCUUCCGGCGGAUGGUCUCCGGCGAUAGAUGCCGCUUCACAAAAUAACUGGGAUAUACGCGUCGGCUCGGCGGUUAACAAGGCGCCCAUCAUCCAGGCCGGCAACUCCAAUGACUCCCCUCCCACUUGGGGCGCCGCAGAGCUCAUUGCUACCGAGAACUCGACAGUCAAACAAUAUGUCAAGACUUAUGCUCAUCACAACUAUCCGGGUGGCACCGUUACUUCACUCAUGAGCCACGCAAACAUCGCCAGCAACCUGCAUGUGUUUGACGCCGAUGUGACUGCCGCCCUCGGACAAGGCAAGCCAUAUGUCUUUGGAGAGACCAACUCGGUCUCGGGCGGCGGCGCUGCUACCGUGUCGCCCACCUUUGGGGCGGCCCUCUGGACGCUCGACUAUUCCCUCCGCGCCACGUACAGCAACAUUUCUCGCACCUACUUCCACCACGGCACAGUGGGCAACUGUCAGUAUUGCUUCUGGGGGCGGUACAGCAUGGGCGCGCCUUACUACGGUGCUUAUGCAGCGACGGCCUUGCUCGCCAAAGCAUCGUACUUGACGGCCCUCGACAAUGGCACGACCAAUUACGCCGCGUACGUGGCCUAUGACUCGAACAAGGCACCGCUACGGGCUUUGCUCUACAACUCGGACUACUAUGGUGGCAGUGGCACCCGCACAACCCAGCCCUUUGUGCUGACCGGGCUGACGGCGUCGUCGGUGCGAGCAAAGAGAUUGACGGCAACCAGUGCCCUGUCGAGGCAGGAUCAGGGACAGAUCCCAACCUUUGGUGGUCAGUCCUUCACCGAUGGGACCUGCGUGGUGACGGGCUCCGAGACGUACGAGACGGUUGCCGUGUCCAAUGGACAAGCAUCCUUUACAGUCAGUGCUAGCGAGGCUCUUGUUGUUUACCUCCAGUAG
Pestalotiopsis fici W106-1 is the source of this 1455-nucleotide messenger RNA. RefSeq lists its product as uncharacterized. Bases 1 to 1455 code for a protein of 484 amino acids. Lineage: Eukaryota; Fungi; Ascomycota; Sordariomycetes; Amphisphaeriales; Sporocadaceae. The transcript has 4 exons. The record is from RefSeq and is a predicted model, not a curated record.